Molecule: messenger RNA, 3369 nt
Organism: Polistes canadensis
Lineage: Eukaryota; Metazoa; Arthropoda; Insecta; Hymenoptera; Vespidae
Product: zinc finger protein 530-like
Exons: 3
Coding region: 945-3128 (727 amino acids)
Biological process (GO): negative regulation of transcription by RNA polymerase II
Molecular function (GO): DNA-binding transcription repressor activity, RNA polymerase II-specific
Source: RefSeq, a predicted model, not a curated record
CUUCGCGGUUCGCUCCCUCCAAAACCCGCGCGUGUAUUGGCAACAUUGUUUUUUCGUAGUUUACAAAUAAAAUGGCCGAUAUAUGAGUCUAUUUUGUAUGGACAAUAAAAUAUGGAAUUUAUUAAAAUAAAUGACGAUCGGUCUGGUGCAUGUGCGAGGUAAAGUACAAAAGUCGUGUCGUAAACAAUAGUUUAAGAUCGUUUAGUGUAAGUGAGCGUUUGGGAGUGGUGCGAGAGAAAGGUGGAGGUUGUCUUUGAAGAACCCGUGGACGCCGCAGGCAGGCAGGCAAGAAGACCGAUAGUAAGAAUAUCGGUUUCGGCAUUAUUUUCGUAUGCGUACCGUACCAUAAACCGCCGUUAUUAAUAUUGGCGGUGUACGGUGGCGCGACGGCGAUCUAGAAAAACAGUGCUCUAGGAUAACCGAGAGCUAGGGGUUUAGCGGAUACUACCCCCUCUGCCGCCUGCACCUAAUUUUCGGAGGAGCCGAGCCUCCGCCACCCGGAGGCUGCGUGCAUUUAAGCCAGAGGGGAAGAAGCGCGCCAACAGAAUUAUUCGAAUUUCUUCGAAUAUUCUUAACAUAUCUUAUGCCAUCUAUUAUCAACAGGAGAUUCAGAUAAACACAUAACGUGCUUACCUUAUUUUAUUUUAUUAAACAUCAUAUUUGGAACUAUAUCAGCAAGUACUUGUUAAUGUUCUCCAUGAUAUUAUUCAUAUGAGAAAACUAAUUAAAGGUUACACAAACAGUUAUGUUACCCAAAAUCUACACUCAAAAACAAGAUACUGGAGUGUAAAGAUUACGUUAACAUAUAUCCUAUCAAAAUAUUUCCAUCCGAUCAAUUUGCCGUAGUGGAGAGGAUUGGUACGGAGGAUGCGUUGACAGAAACAGAGGGGCCUAUCGGUGUAGCCUCCAGCCAAGCCAACCCCUUCAUUGCUACCCUUGCAAAUAUGUGUACAACCCCUGGCAACGCAGGCGCUGGAUUCGGGUAUGCCUGGUCCUUUGGAGGACCUGGUACUGAAACCCGAGAGAACGCACAGAGCGAACUUGCUACCAAUAUUAGUUACGCUGUUAAUAACAAUCAGGAUCAAGGUUCCAGUCAGAAAAUUCAAGUCGACAUCAAGCCCACUAAAAACAUUAAUAGUUCUCAUCGUAGACCUAUGUUCGCUAUGAAUGAAAGUUGCCAACAAACUUCUACUACUCAUCACGGUCAUACGGGUGGAGCUCACAAUCAAACGCAUGGUUCCCAUGUUCGCACUAAAAAGCAUCACGACGUUUUCCCAUUGAAUUGUGAAAAGGGUGGUUGCCAGUGCGACGCUUCUCAACCGACCCCACCACCCUCUCUAUUUUCAAAUACAUUAGUAUUUACUACAGGUGACAAGCAUGGCAUGAGUAAGCAUUUCAUGACACCGCUUGGACCUCUGCAACUUACUGCGGAAGAGUGCAAUGAAAUUUUAAUGAAAAGGGCAGCAGCUGCUUCUAAUCAAGCGAAUGCCAAUAACGUUGCUACCAGUCAGACUGAUGGUACAGCUCAUUUUGGACACGUUUUGACGCACGUAAACACAACUCAAAUUGAGACUAAAGUAAAACAACAACAAGACAUGGGCAGCCAAGUUCGUGUACCUAAAGAAAGACCAUAUUCUUGUUCUGAAUGUGGUAAAUCAUUUUUACUAAAGCAUCAUUUAACGACGCACGCGAGAGUACAUACCGGAGAAAGGCCUCACAUCUGCAUUCACUGUGGCAAAAGUUUUGCUCACAAACAUUGCCUUCAUACUCACCUGCUCUUACACAGUUCAGAAAGACCUUAUCAAUGUCGAGAAUGUAAAAAGUCCUUUACGUUAAAGCAUCAUCUCGUAACGCAUACUCGGGUACACACAAGAGAAAGACCAUUUGUUUGCCAGGAAUGUGGAAGAGCGUUUCCUCUUAAACGCCACUUAGUCACCCAUAGUAAAUUCCAUUCUGGAGAAAGGCCAUUUGUCUGUGAAGAAUGUGGAGAGUCCUUCUCACAGAAGGAUCAUUUGACGAUGCAUUCGCGAUUUCAUGGCAGUUUACAUCCAUUUGUUUGUCCUGAUUGUGGGGCUACAUUUCAAAGGAAGUUUGAACUAGUUAACCAUGGUCGGUUACAUGGUAGAAUUCCACACUCGUGUACUGUUUGUGGGAAAGAAUUUUUACAGAAGAGAACGCUACUAGCUCACAUGCGUUUACAUACAGGAGAGACACCUUUUGCUUGCACCGUUUGCGGAGAGGCAUUCCCAAGAAAAGUAGAUUUAGUUACGCACUCCAAGAUUCACAAUAACAAUACGAGUACAGAUGAAAAGUCUCUAACAUGCAGGGAGUGUGGACUAGAAUUUUCUAACAGGGAAGCCUUGACAUUGCACUUAAGGCUGCACUCUGGUGACAGAACUUUAGUAACGGAUUUAUGUGGGUUAGCAGCUGCCUUCCAACAAACUCCUGGACACUUUUUAACUCCUAAUACUCCUGGAACCCACCAGAUGAAUGGUCCGAUAGGAGCUCCUGGUGUUAGCCAUAUGCAUGGUGCAACGCAAACCUCGCCACCAGUUGGUACAGGUCCUAAACCAAAACCGCAUAUCUGUCCGGAUUGUGGCCGUGGAUUUGCUCAAAAGCAUGGACUCUCCCAACAUCAACGACGUCAUACGGACGGCAGUUGUCAUAUAAGGUCACAUGUUUGUGACAAGUGUGGAAAAGCUUUCUUCCAGAAGAAUCAUUUGUUGUUACAUCAACGUCAGCAUAUGGAUCCUCCACCAAGUAUACUUCGGCAGCAGCAAAGACAAGCUGCACAGGCUGCUGCACAACAGGCACAACAACAGCAAGCACAGCAGCAGCAGCAGCAAGCGCAACAACAACAGCAGGUGCAGCAACAAGCGCAACAACAACAACAACAGCAGCAGCAGCAGGUACAGCAACAACAAGCACAGCAGGUACAACAGCAGCAGCAGCAGCCUCAGCAACAGCAACAACAAACGUGUACGGUUGAUACCAAAACGAUCCAGUUACAAGCAAUACAGCAGCAAGUUCAACAGCAAGUACAACAACAGGUACAACAACAGCAGCAGCAACAGCAACAAGCGUGUUCCGUGGACACUAAAGCAAUACAGUUGAAUGUCACCAUGUGAGACGGUUUAAAGCGAGACUUUACAGUCCCUGGAACAAUAGCACUCCCAAAUUUGCACCCUGCUGCCACCCUCUGCACGCACGUCUCUUGUACUAACACAUCGUAUUAGAUAUAUUUAUUAUCAAUAGAUCCAAAUACGAAGUAAUCAAUUUUAUUACAAGAGUAUAUAUACAAAGUAUACAUAUUAUAUUCUAAUAAUGUAAGGCUUGUAACAAUAAAAGUAACCAUAUAUUAGUGUUUUA